Molecule: messenger RNA, 2353 nt
Organism: Perognathus longimembris pacificus (Pacific pocket mouse)
Lineage: Eukaryota; Metazoa; Chordata; Mammalia; Rodentia; Heteromyidae
Gene: F10
Product: coagulation factor X
Biological process (GO): blood coagulation; proteolysis
Cellular component (GO): extracellular region
Molecular function (GO): serine-type endopeptidase activity; calcium ion binding
Source: RefSeq, a predicted model, not a curated record
GCGGGGCCGCGUCACCGGCCUCGGCCACACCAUGGGGAGCCCGCGCCUGGUCCUGCUCUGCGCCGCCCUGGCCGGCCUGCCGGUGCUCUCCAGAGCCCUGUUCCUCCACCGGGACCGCGCCCACCAUGUCCUGGCGAGGACGCGCAGGGCCAACUCCCUCUUCGAGGAGAUGAAGAGAGGCAACCUGGAGCGGGAGUGCCUGGAAGAGACGUGCUCCUACGAAGAGGCCCGCGAGGUCUUCGAGGACACCGACAGGACGAAUGAAUUCUGGAACAAAUACAAAGACGGCGACCAGUGUGAGAGCAGCCCUUGCCAGAACCGGGGCUCCUGCCGGGACGGCCUGGGGGAGUACACGUGCACCUGCGAGGAGGGCUACGAGGGCAAAAACUGCGAGUUCUUCACACGGAAGCUCUGCAGCCUGGACAACGGAGACUGCGAACAGUUCUGCCAGGAGUCCCAGAACGCGGUGGUGUGCUCCUGCGCCGCGGGCUACACCCUGGGGGACGACGGCAAGGCCUGCAUCUCCACAGAGCUCUACCCCUGUGGGAAGAUUACCCUGCGGCGCGGCAAGCGGUCGGCCCCCUGGGCCACCAACAGCAGUGAGGACGUCCUGGAGGCCCUGGACUGGGCGGCGCUGGACGACCCGCCCCCCACGGAGAGCCCCGCCCACCUGCUCAACCUCAGCCAGACCAGCUCGGAGAAGGACAGGAGGAACCUGGGCCGGAUCGUGGGUGGCCGGGACUGCGAGGUCGGCGAGUGCCCCUGGCAGGCUCUCCUCAUCAAUGAAGAGAAUGAAGGGUUCUGCGGUGGCACCAUCCUGAACGAGUUCCACGUGCUGACGGCCGCCCACUGCCUCCACCAAGCCAAGAGGUUCAAGGUGAGGGUAGGGGACCGGAACACGGAGCGGGAGGAGGGCGACGAGGCCGUGCACGAGGUGGAGGUGAUCAUAAAGCACAACAAGUUUGUGAAGGAGACCUACGACUUCGACAUCGCCGUCCUCAAGCUGAAGACGCCCAUCGCGUUCCGCGUGAACGUGGCCCCCGCCUGCCUGCCCCAGAAGGACUGGGCGGAGGCCACGCUGAUGACGCAGAAGUCGGGCAUCGUGAGCGGGUUCGGGCGCACGCACGAGAAGGGCCGCCAGUCCGCCACGCUGAAGAUGCUGGAGGUGCCCUACGUGGACCGCAACACCUGCAAGCUGUCCAGCAGCUUCGCCAUCACGCAGAACAUGUUCUGCGCGGGCUACGACGCCAAGCUGGAGGACGCGUGCCAGGGCGACAGCGGCGGGCCCCACGUCACCCGCUUCAAGGACACCUACUUCGUGACUGGCAUCGUCAGCUGGGGGGAGGGCUGCGCCCGGAAAGGGAAGUACGGCGUCUACACCAAGGUCGCCGCCUUCCUCAAGUGGAUCGACAGGUCCAUGCGGGCCAGGGGGCCGCCCGCGCCCGAGACCCCGGGGUCCACACCGCCCCCCUCAUUAAACGGCCGCCCUCCCGGCCCACCGCGCGCGUCCACGUCUGCGGGUGUUGAGCGUCGACACGGGAGCCGGGAGGCGCUGCAGCAACCGCCCGCCCCCGUGCCCCCAUCUGCCCGCCCCCCGUGCCCCCAUCUGCCCGCCCCCCGUGCCCCCAUCUGCCCGCCCCCCGUGCCCCCAUCUGCCCGCCCCCGUGCCCCCAUCUGCCCGCCCCCCGUGCCCCCAUCUGCCCGCCCCCCGUGCCCCCAUCUGCCCGCCCCCCGUGCCCCCAUCUGCCCGCCUCCCGUGCCCCCAUCUGCCCGCCCCCCGUGCCCCCAUCUGCCCGCCCCCCGUGCCCCCAUCUGCCCGCCUCCCGUGCCCCCAUCUGCCCCCCCCCCGGCCACCCUCCCCCGGUGGUGGAGGGAACUCCGCGAGACUCUCUCGGCUAAACGGCUGCCGGGCCGGGGGCUUCCCCCUCCCCGCUGGGCACGCUCCCUGCACGACCUUCACCUGUGCGGCACGGGCACGCCACGGAACCGGAGGCACCGCAGAGAGCCCGCAUCCUUGUUGGGCAAGGGCAAGAGUCUGCUUGAGGCCCAUCCAGAAAAGAGCCCAACUCGGGACGUCCUGGAGGGGAGGUGGGAGCCGGGGCGGGAUCAGCCCUGCAGUGCGCCCGGGGGCCACCCCACCAGCCGGGACUCCAGGGAGGCGCACCCCUGUCCAGAACAGCAAUCCCUGCGAACGCGAGACCUCGAAGACAGAGGGCAGCAGAGGAAAGAUGGCGAGGAAGAGGGCUCGCCAUCUCCCCACGAGCGUGAGGAGCAGACUUGCACACCACGGUCGCCACCCACAGCCGGGGCACCGCUGCCAGGACCCCACAACCAACCUCAGUAUCAGUCAUGA